AUGGCGUGCACUUGCACUACAAUUAAGCUUGAGGAGUCACAUUUGGGAAACAAGGAUUUGGAUGAGAUACUCAGGAAGUGGAAGGCUGGAGGAUUCCCGAAUCUAGAGCGUCUGAUGAUACAUAGUAAAUUUAUUGCAGUUAAUGAAUCGACAAUUUUGGGAAUGAGCCCAUUCGAAUUGCGGAGGAAGGAUCUCCAAACUGAUGAUGGAUCAAAGAAGGCAACAUUUAAACUUAGCACCCGGAGUAUUGAAAUGUCUGUAACUCCAUUUUAA
Messenger RNA from Caenorhabditis remanei, 273 nucleotides. RefSeq lists its product as uncharacterized. The record is from RefSeq and is a predicted model, not a curated record. Lineage: Eukaryota; Metazoa; Nematoda; Chromadorea; Rhabditida; Rhabditidae. The coding region runs from base 1 to 273 and encodes 90 amino acids. The transcript has a single exon.